AUGCAGUUCGUUUCCAGCUUUCAGACAGAAGGCGUUCUCGCUCCGUCGCUCCUGGCUGUUCACGCGGUGGACACAGCGUCUUCAGCGUCGCCAAGGGAGGCAAAAGAACAGCGCACGGCCGUAGGCCGAGCCGGAGAAGACCGAGAAAUCGCAGGAAGCAGAGACGACAGGCAUCGAGACCAAGAAACCGACGAGCGAGGCGAGGCAGACGUCGUUUCGAACUCUGGACAGCCGAGUGUCAAGGUCUCGUGGACACCCGGCAAAAAAAGGUCGUUCUACCGAGACCACAUCGAGCGUGGGGUGUCUCACCCCACCUUCUCUUUGUUUGCGGAUCCGGCAUCCCGACUCGUUCUGGACUCCCGCCUUCCGUCCGGUCUUCCGCAUGCACGCACCUGCACCCGCGGGGCUUCCGCCGACGCCGGCUGCUCGCCGGUCGACGCCAUUCACCCUCUCUUCGCUUCGCCGUCCGCGCAGUUCCCCCGGAAAGACACUCGAUUGCGCGUCGGACAUUCGCGCCCCGAGAAGCCGUGGCGCCCUCCGAAGGUGUCGGCCGAGCCUUUCGCACAGACGGCGCCGCCCGAGCGGGAGAGUCUGGGCAUGUUCUCUGCCCAUGGAGACGUCGCGUUCCGGUCCCAUGCCUUCACGGUGUCGAUAAAGCGACAAAUGCAAAAGGACUGGGAACUCGAGCAACGGAAACAAAAAAUUCUAGACGAGGGAGGCGAUGUGAGCUUGCUGCAAGAGGACGUGGACGAUGACGCAGAUGACCCCAGCCAUAUCUAUCUGUACUCGUCCAUGCAACUUGCGCUGGACAAACAGUGCGCGUCGCAAGGGGAGGCGAUGGAGACGACGUGGAGUUACAUGCGCCUCGUCGGCUCGUCUCUCUACUGCUUUUCAAAAAACGAUCUCAACUUUAAGAGCACAGGAAAGAACUGCGUGGACAGCUGCGGCCAGUCGGUGGCGUGCGCGGGAGUCCCCUCGCGAGCAGCGAUCUCGGCAGUCACGGCGUCCGCGAACAUCCCCGAAGACAUCUUGAGCCGCAACUCGAUCCUCAAAUACUGCACGUCCUCGCGUCUCCAGGAUGCCCUCAAUGAAAUGUGUGGCAGUCCAGAGCGACUCUACCGGGUGAUCGAUAACGACAAGGGCUGCGUGCCGGUUGAAUACAUCGACUGGAAGGCCUCGGCGACAGUCUGCGUCGAUGACUGCCACAACACGGUCAACUGUUCCGGCCAAGUGAAAGACACCAGCAAGUUCGUCCACAUAACGAGUGAACAGUUGGACACCGUGAUGAACAAAAAGAAAUCCACGUGCCUGUGCGACGAAAAGCUGGAGCAGGGAGCAUCGUACACAGGUUGUCAAACGAAGACGCGCACAGGAAGGGAAUGUCAGAGGUGGGACUCCGACUCGCCCCACGAACACACCGAACUUCAAGAGCCGCACAACUACUGCAGAAAUGUCAAUGGCGAGGCGGAAAUUUGGUGUUACACCACCGAUCCGCAUGUCCGAUUCGACUUCUGUGAUCCACUUGGUGUUACCGAGCGCUUCGUCCAGCCUGGGGAGAAGGUGGACAUCGUCGUCAGCGGGGUGAAUUUGUCUCCAAAGUAUUCGCUGCGUGUCUACGACGGCGGCGAGACUGGGAAGAACGUGUGCGGGGCCAAGUCCGGCAAAACGGCAGCUGCCUCUUUCAAAGACUGGGGCGUGGGACGCCACUUUUUGCCAAAGUAUACAAUCAAGGACGGUGCAAUUUCGACAUUGACUUGGCCCGACCUGAAAGUCGACGACACUGCGACGGGUUCCAUCGCUCUCUGCGGCUGCAAUUUCUUCGGGUUCUUCGCGUCCAACUGGGGAAGCGACGCACCAUGCUCGAAAGAUGAGCACUUCAACGUCGAACUGGGAGUGCUCCACGUGGUUGGUCCCCUGUAUGCGUUGGGCGGCGAGGUUGAGAUGACGUCGGGCGAGCCGAAGACUUUCACCGUCCGCGGGACGGGGAUGAGGACAGUCGACACUCUCGUCGUCGUGGGAGACAGGACAGGCGUGAUGUGUGCCUCGCCGAACUUCUUCCAGAUGCAGUUGGAGCUUCUCCGAGGCGUCGGCGAGGGCGCGCUGGCCGUGUUCACGAGGGGAAUCGCGAUGGGAGAGAAUCAGUACGUGAAGACCGGUUUCAAGUCUGUCAGCGACGACGGAAGUGUCGCCACGACGGGGGAUUUGAAUAUCCUGGCGACGGGGCAUUACUCGCUCUGCUGGCAAGGGACGAAGAAUGGACAGAGAGCGUACGGCCUCGCCGACAGGCUCGUGGUCACAGGAGUCGACCUGAGUAUGACGUACCGGUCCGUCUACGCCCCGUCGACGGGUUCUGUCACGCAGAAGCUCUUCUCGCUUUUCAUCCACACGUACCGAGACACAGAGGUCUUCGCAGACGACGCCAUCACCGUUCGAGCGCCGACGAAGAAACCGUGCGAAGGCGCCAUCGUUGCGCAGUCCCGGAAAAUCGACUUGGAGUAUCGCGCGACAACGCAAAUGAGCACUCAGAAGCUCCUCUUCAAAGCCAAGUAUUUGACUGUGAAGAAUCUUCCUGAAUCGAGUUCGACGUAUUCCGAGACGCUGCAGGUCUGCCUGCAGUCGAGCAAGCGGGAGGCCUUGCAGUACUUGGGCGAGUCGAGCAUCACCGAGUACCAUUCGUAUCCGUUCAGCGACUUUGUCUUGCCUGCGUCGCUUCACUUGGUGACGCCGAGCCGCGUCUUCUCGUACACGGUGAGUGAGUUCUCCGAUCUAGGACUCCACUGGGGCGAGGUGAAACAGGACGGCGCGGUGGUCAUCGGCGACUUCCGCGAGUUCUUCACGGCCAAUCCGUUCUCGAAAGUUCUCCACUUUUGGCUGUCGAGGUCGACGAACGUGAUCACGGCGUGGGCCUUUUCGGCGUCCGACCCGUCGCCGACGCUCAUGGCCAUCUUCAGGACGGAAGCACCAGUUGCGAUGGCGAUUCACGUGACGGCGAACUACGUCCAUUUGUACCUUUUGAAGGGCGAUACUCCUGCCACGUUGUCUGUCCUGGACGUGACGGUGCCGAGCACCGACUUCUCAGACGACAAAGCGAUCGCCACGCUGUACCCAGAAACCGAAAACCUCGUCAAUCCCGUCAAAUUCGUGCUCAUCUACCCUGGCGAACCACACGAGACGAAACCGGUCGUUGUCCUCAUCGACUCGGGAACGGGAUACAUCCAUCUGUUUGACCACGAGUUGAACGCCGCGAGCAAGUCGAACGGCGAGGGCAGUUUGAAUCAGCCGCUUGUGCAGCCCACUGAUCUGUACUGCAUCCGCAAAACGGACGGCUCGGCUGAAGUCUCCUCGACGUGGGAUUGCUUCGUCACUGACGUAGGCCUGCCGCGCGUCGUCUACUUCACUGUCGACGCCGCCAAAAAAACGUUCACGUUCCUCGCAACCUACAGUGGCGAAGGAACGAAGGACGGCGUCGACACGAACUUGCAAGGCCCCACGUCCGUCGUCGCGCACUACUUUAGUGGCAAAACGCUGAUCUACGUCGCUGAGGCAGCAAGCUCGUACCCGCUGCUGCUGACAAAGGUCGACGAAGAGGACGCGAUUCACUACUACGCGUUCCUUUCGCAGAACUCGGUCGGGUCCUCGUCGACUGUAGGGCGUCUCUCGCUUAUGCAUUUCUCCGACGACAACUCGUCGCUGGAGCGGGUGUCGCUGGCGACUUUCCGAGAUGCGUGGCGCGGGGCAGAGAUCCAGGUCGUUUCCCUGGACACCACGGCCACCGUUCCGAGUUUCCGCUAUCACCCGCACGAGUGGUACAACGUCGGCGACACACACAGUCUGGAGCCGAGUGUGAUUGGUCUCGGCAGUUUGAAGGGCGUGCGGAAGUUCGCCUUGAGCAGCGAAAUGGCCAAUGCAGCGUACAUACACUCGAUUGCGUCCGUGGACCCGAGCACCGGCGUGGUGAAGCUCGAGUUGACAAACAUCCAGCGCUCCUCCGUCGAGAUCGAGGUUGUCGCCAUGGGGAUGGUCAGUCAGAUGACGACAACCUUCAAAUUCAAUAUCGCAUGCAAGGACGGCUACUACUACAGCCAGGGGAUGUGUGUGCGCUGCGCCGCCGGCUCGUACAACUCCGUGAACUUGGUCAAGGCCGACCCUGCAGGCAGCUGGGCCAAAUGCAAGAAAUGCGGCGAGCACCAGACGACUGUGGCCGAGGGAUCCAUCAGUGAAGAUCAGUGCCAGUGUCAGCAAGGCUACCACAUUCCCGAUGAAUCCGCAGACAACGCAAAAUGUGAACCGUGCCCCGCAGGCAUGUGGAAAGACACUGUGGCCAAUACGGGGUGUAUGGGCAGCUGUCCAGCACACUCGUCGACGACCGUUGUGGGGGCGACGACGGCGACGGAAAGGCGAUGCGAGUGCGAGCCUGGAUACUACUUCGUGGGAGAGAGUGUGGUGAACCAGGAGUGCGUGCUGGCCGAGAAGGGGUACUACUCGGAGGGCGGCUUCGAAGCAGAGCGCGUGGCCUGUCCUCAGCACUCGACGACGAACCCGAAUGACGACCCCUCCUUUGCCGCGACAAAUCUGGAGGCGUGUCUGUGCGAGAAGGGGUACACCGCAGCCUCGUUGAAGAGUCUGGAGAAUCCGUCGUCGUCGGAAUCUCAGCUGAUGGACUGGUUGAAGUUGCACCCGAAAUACACCCACCUGGCCAAGUCGCAGGUCUGCGUGCCGUGCGGCAGGGGGUACUUCAAGGACGCGGUCGGCGCCCAAGCGUGCACGCCGUGUCCACAAAACGCCUUCGCUGCCACGUCGGUGGCUACUUCCGAGGCCGAGUGCGAGUUGUGCAGACCAGGGUACUACCAGACAGGGAAUUCCGACGUACCCUGUGCGGAGUGCCCCGACGGACACUUCUGCGUUGGGUCGGAACCUGCCGUCAGCAGCCUCGCUCAGUACGCUGGAGCCAAGACCAUGUGCCCGGACAACACGGCGACGGUGCCUCCUAACGCUCAGAACGAUCAUCCCUACAAGUGCAUGUGCCAGGCAGGCUUCGAGUACUCCGGCACCGACAGUAUGACGCCGACCGUCAUUUGCCAGCCUGCCAGGGUGGGGGAUUACAAAGGCAUCGUCUCCAACACGCCCGGAGAGAAGUGCCCGUCCGGAAGUUCCACGCAGACGACCGGAAAUGUCUCUCUGGAGGACUGCAUCUGCACUCCGGGGUACUACUUCAGCAGUGCCUCGGGCGAGUGCACGGCCUGUCCAGUUGGUUUCUACUGUCCCGGCGGACGUGACAGUCUUACGGCAUCGCACACGAUGCCUGUGCAGUGCCCGCCGGAAACAAACACGCGGGGAACGAUGAGUGCUACAGCAGGCGAGUGCGUGUGCGACAAAGGCUACUACCGAUUCAGCUCACAAGUCAACUCUGGAGAUAUUGUUUGUCGCCCGUGCCCAGCGAACAGCUACAAAGACUGGGUCGGCAACGACGUUUGCAAAGCGUGCAGUGAAAACUCAGGGACAGAACAGACCGGAGCGAACUCAGCGUCGCAGUGUCUGUGUUCCCGCGGGUUCUACUACGACAUCAAGCAGGCGGAGUGCGUCGCGUGCAGUAACCCACUCAAGUACUGUCCAGGGGGGGAGGUUGACUGCGAAGAAGACGAAGCGAACUGCGUGAACGGGAAGAAGCCGGUCGAGCCGCAGGCGUGCCCGCCCAACACUCGGAUCACCGCUGGAUACGAUACACCCUGGUCUCUCGAUGACUGCAAAUGCGAUCCGGGGUUUGCGUACGAGAGCGGGAGUGCGGCGGAAGGCGAGAAGCGGUGUGAGCCGUGUUCCGCCGGUUCGUACAAGUCUUCCGUGCAGGAUGGGCCGUGCAACGGUCUUUGCGGAACUUCGUCGACGUCGUUUCCCGGGGCGCAGUCGCAGUCUCAGUGUUUCUGCGAAGAAGGGACGUAUUUUGCAGCGGACGUUUGCCACACAUGCCCCACGGGGGCGUUUUGUGGAGGCGGGCUGCUGGAGGAGGCGGAGGCGAAGCUGCGGCAAGACUCGAGUUUCACGGGAAUCACGUCGGCAGACCACGUGAAACCGUUUGCCGAAGCGGGGUACUUCUUGAACAAGCUGAAGGAGGAACUGGAGUCGCCGAACGACUGGCAGUUCACGCCGUGUCCGAUCCAGAACGCGUGCCUCUCCCACGGCGUCUGUUCCGAGACAAUGACGGAGUACCUGUGCAGCGAGUGCCGUCGCGGCUACACCAACACCUUCUCCAAAGGGGAAAUCUGCACGUCCUGUCCGUCGAUGGUUUGGAAUAUCGUCUGUUUGGCGGGGUACUACCUCGCGACUUUGCUUUUCAACAUCGUGAUGACGUACAUGAACGUCGCCGCCGGGUUCAACAGGCGUUCCAUUCACUCGAUUGUGAUUAAAAUCGCCUCGAAUUACCUCACUGGGAUUUCCGUCUUGUCCGUCAUCGACUUCAACACGAUAGCCUUCCCGACCUGGAUCACCGACCUGACGACGACCGUGACGGAGACCGUGUCGGCGAAGCACAGCACGCGGGUGAUGUCUGUCGACUGCUUGCUGCGAGACAACUUUGACUUGUCUUUCUCCGAGUCCUUCUUCUACACCAUGGUUUUCUACGCGCUCGUCCCGAUCGCCUUGCCCAUUCUUGUGACAAUCAUUAUGUUCAUCAUUGUGUACCGCGUCUGCGCCUGGUACCGCAAGUCGACGCAGAGGAAGUUGGAGCUCCUCAAGCAAACCAUGCAGUACGGCCUCUACAGCUUGGCCCAGCAGCUGAAGGAGAAGUACGAAGAAGAUCGUGUGUUUAUGAUUUUCAGGUACAUUGUGCUGCCGGGCGAAUCGAUCUUCCGCCGCGCCGCCAAAUUCAUGGAAGAUAUGAUUCCCAUCUACGUCACAGUGCUUUUCUUCAUCUACUCCUCGACGACGCGCAACAUGUUGUCGCUGCUCGACUGCACGUACAUCGACUUCGGCCGCGCACACCAGGCGAAAUACUUUCUCCGCGCAGCCAUGUCGGUCGAGUGCACCAACAUCUGGAAUGGGCCGUAUUUCAAGUUCUUCGCGGUCGGUAUCGUGGGCCUCGUCGUCUGGAGCAUCGGGAUUCCCUUGUCGUGCUUCCUGGUCCUCUACUUCAACCGCAAGCGGCUAAACAGCCGCGAAACGAGGCUAAAGUACGGGUUCUUGCACAACGGGUUCGUGAAAAAGUACUGGUACUGGGAAAUGGUUGUGUUUGCCAGAAAAUUCCUCGUCAUUGUCGUCUCCAGCGUCGCCCUCAUCCCCUCGGCGGACAGGAACGGGUCGCGAAUCUGGCUAGCCGUCGUCAUCGCCGUCAUCUUUUUGAUUAUUCACUUGGUCACCCAGCCGUUCGACAAAAGGAGUUAUCUGACCCUCGAUCGCCUCGAAAACCACAGCAUGUCUAUCUGGACCAUCACCCUCAUCGUGCUGGCGAUGAUGAUUGGCUCGGACUUCUCAGGGAACGUGAACAUGGCCCUCUUGCUGUUCUUGGCGGUUCUGACGUUCAUGUUCAUCCUUGAGGUCGGGGUGUCUCUGAUGUUUGCGUACUUCGACAACGUCCGAAGCCAGCAGACGUUCUUCCGAGUUCCCGUGGUGGGCUACAUCUUUCGCUUCUUCGCGCGCCUGUCGGAGAAGCGGCGCGCUCGCGAGCCGAUCGUUGUGUUUGACACGGAGAACGAAGUGAUCCAGUUGGUCGCUGCGAAGCGUCAGACCUGGACGCUGUUCCGCGCGUUGCGCAAGAACAUUAAUCUCGCCGAGAGGAACUACUUCAUCAAGGUUAUGUCUGAGAGUCUCGGUUUUGCGGUGGUGCACAUGAAGCUGGACGUUAUUCCCGGUUCGUUCUUGGAAUUCGCACUGCGUCUCGGUUUGGCCUUCCACCGCGUGGAGGAAGUUUCUCAGCAGAACAAGAAGUCCCUCCAGGCCAUUGCAGACGGCGAUUUGUCGCAGCUUGCGGACUGGUCGAACAACGAACACAAACGGAAGGACAUUGCCCAGUCGGCGCGCACCGUGCAGAAGAAGAUAACCCAGGAUAUUGACACGUUCUAUACGGACAUGGAGGAGAAGUUCGCAAGUAAAGUCGACGGCGCGGAACCGCCCGCAGAGGACGCCGAAGAACAGCAAAACGAACGGCUUCGCGACUUGGAGGGGGAGAUGGCUUCCGACGAGGAGGUGGAGAAGAUGAAGCAGGAGAUGACCAAGCACGAAGAGGAGGAGGGAGACCAAGACUACGGCGACGAUGCGGCCUACCUCCGAAAUCUCCAGGACUUCACGGACGACAUAACGGGCGAGGACGAGGAAACGAUGUAUCUGUUCGACCAAGACAUGAUGACUCGGGGUAUCGCCCUGUCCGAGCUGUACCUGGCGCUGCUCAAGCUACAACUGCAGGAUUCAAAUACAAUCAGCAGUCAGUUCGACGCCUUCAGGCUGCGGAAACAAAUCCAGGCGGACGAGCACUCUGCGGCGCUCCUCAAGAGAAACCGGAAACUCAAAGUGAUGCGCGAAGCCCUGGAAAGUCUCGUGCUGACGUCUGGGGCAGGCCUGGCGGAGCUGGGAAUGACGGAGGAGGCGUUCAACAAGAAAAAGGACGAGCUCGCAAAGUUGAAUGCGGAGAUCGAGAAACUCAAAGGACGCCUUCAAGAACUGAAGGAGAACCCAGACAGUUACAAGGAGGACGAGGAGGUAGAGCGUGAGGAGGACUGGAUCGACGAAGACCGCAUUCCGGAAGUAGAGAAAAUGGAGGAAGAGAACGCUCGCAGAAAGAAGGAACAACAGGAGCGAGAAGAGACAGAUCGGGAAGUCUGCUGGACAGCCGACGACAUGGAGAACGCCGGAUGGUUUGGGGAAGACGACGACGUCGUCUCUCCUGAAGAGACUUCUGAAGUCCCGGUCCCGGAAGGAACGUUCAGGCUCGUAGGCCAAGACGCUGAGACUUGGGACGAACUUGGGUAUUCGGCAGCCAACGGAAUCCAGGAGACUGCUCCAGAUGACGGUUUGUAA
Neospora caninum is the source of this 9003-nucleotide messenger RNA. RefSeq lists its product as hypothetical. The record is from RefSeq and is a predicted model, not a curated record. NCBI's taxonomy places the organism in Eukaryota, Apicomplexa, Conoidasida, Eucoccidiorida, Sarcocystidae. The coding region runs from base 1 to 9003 and encodes 3000 amino acids. The transcript has 18 exons.